This is a messenger RNA of Colletotrichum acutatum, 1459 nucleotides long. RefSeq lists its product as uncharacterized. NCBI's taxonomy places the organism in Eukaryota, Fungi, Ascomycota, Sordariomycetes, Glomerellales, Glomerellaceae. The record is from RefSeq and is a predicted model, not a curated record. The transcript has 2 exons. The coding region runs from base 115 to 1137 and encodes 340 amino acids.
GCGGUGGUGAAAUCAAUGGAAGUAUAAUCACCUGGGCAUAACGUGACCUUCCCGAGAUCUCUUGAGGAGCUCUGGAUAGCAAUGACCGGACCCUGAGACCUACAUCUGACCAUCAUGGCUUCGUGGCUGGGAACCAUUUCGCCCUCUCCCGCCCGUGGUCCGCACCUUUCGAGGCUUGGAGACUUGCUCAACCUGCACGGAAUGACCGGGUUCUCUAGCAUCGUGAAAUCCUCAGCCCUUGGAUCGUUUAGCUUUUCGAAAGCCCUGGUACUGUAUCUCCGGAGAGAACCUGUACGGACUAGUCCAGUACAAACAACCACCACCACCGCAAUGCAGCUCAAGGACCUCCUUCCUGCUGGGUUACUCCUUAAUAACCUCUUCGAUAAAGCGGAGAAGGCUGAAGACCACACAGACGGCCGCAUCACUACACCCAACACCAAGCAGGUGGAACUCGGCGACGUCAUGUUCUUCCAUAAAGACGUGGGUGACCUCAAGCGUUUACUCGCCACUACCGGCUCAGAUUCAGUCUCAGUCAAGAAGCUCCCCAAGACCGAUAUUAUCAUCGUCAAGCGGACUACGAGUAGUGGCAACAGCGUCAAUGAUGCCGUUGACGCUGCGGCGAUACCUGUGCUGCCAACCUCACCUACCGCCACCGCCUCUACUUCAUCUGCCUCGCCAGCCGCUGUUUCUGACGCCUCUGACUUCUCAAAAGAGCUGAGAAUGCCGGUCGAAGUAGAGGCACCCAAGUCAUCUACAACAUCCUCCUCAGAUGACAUGGAGACGUUACCCGAUGAGGAAGAAGCCGUCAUGUCGGAUCUCAGCGAAAACGACGUCACUUGCGACUACGAUGUCGCCCCCGAAAUCCAGCCCACUCAGCUUUCGGCCAGGGACACCAAGUCAAAGACCCCUGGCGUAUUUCCCUGGAGGAACAGGCUCUGUCGCUGCGUCUCCAUCGGCGCUAUCUUUGGAAACAAGGACGACCGUAUGGCCAAAUCCGACGAGCCGCUGCCGCCGUACGAGGAGGGCGUUUCCAUCUUCAAUUGGGGUAACGGCGUCUGUAAAUGCGUUCCUAUGGACGAUGCCUUUGGCGACCAUACUAUGGCAGCGUUAGGUUUGGCUAUUGGAACUGUGGAGUAGAGGCUAUGGGCCGCGGGUUCCGAGAACCAGAGUGAUGGAGAUUGUUGGCUGAGAUUGAUACCCCAUUGGAAUUGACGGAAGGUGUGAGGAAUUAUCAGAGAUAAUAUGGAGUCGUGGGCAGCUUUUCAAGGUCGUCGACAUGGAGAAUAAAACCAACUUGGUUGUAAAGUUGUAAAGCCUCUGCUUCCCCUGCAUGGAGAGACAGAAUACAUAUAGAGUACCAUCCUCAGAGGUUAGCAAUCGAAGGCACUACAAAACGUUCAUUGUCUUCUUCAGCUGUUAUUGCAAAGUGGCAUGCCAACUCUGCGAGCACGAUCGAAAU